CGAUCUUUACCAUUGUGGGAGUGGCUCAUUUCACAGCUAGCUAACUCUAAACACACUGCUGUACAUGGUGCAAGGAGGAUCAAGUUAUCUAUUGAACAAAGAAGACGCUACCUAGAGGACCUGUUAGCAGGUAGUGAUGUAUGCUUUGAAGGCUCGAGAGAAGCUCCACAAGCGUCAAAAAGAUGACCACAAGGACCGGCAUAGUGGGGGGGAUCGGCACAGUGGGGUGGAUCAUGGGAGGCCAUCGAGAGACAGAAGGCAGCCCAGCACCACCAGCAGAGAUGCUAAGUACAUAGGCACCUUUUCCAUUGAGAUGAAGCCAAGUUGGAAGAAUGACAUUGGAAAGGCUGUCAAACACCAUCUAUCCAAACUCAAGACAAAGGACUCGAGUAGCUGUCAGCUUCCAGUCUCAAUCCUUAUCAACAUGGAAGGGGUCAAAGUCCUCUCGGCAGACGGACGUGAUCUGAUAAUGGCCCACGCUCUGCGGAGGAUUCUCUACUGUAGUGUGGACAGCAAGAAGCACCUGUUUGCCAUGGUGUCAAGCAACCCAGAGACAGGCCCCGAGGGGAUUUUCUCUCAUGUGUUUGCUACUGCCAAAAAAGACCAGGCUAACGAAAUCAACGAGCUGGUCGGCAAAGCUUUCAAGACCAGUUUCACGAAGAAAAGCCUCAGGAGACACAAACAGAAUGUCAAGGACACUCCAUGGAAAGUAGUCACGCCCCAAGCACCACCGCCACAGCUCACAGUGACCAAUGAUCGCCCCCUUCCAUCUGCUCCCCUCCCAUCUGCCCCACCCCCUGAUAUUGCCCCUCCUCUGGAUUUCCCUCCACCUAGAUCUCCCCUGGCCUACAACGUAGACCACCUCCUCAUAGAAGCCGGACUACUAGAGGCUGAUAUUGGGAGGAUGAGAGCAAGAAUCGCUGAGAUUGAUACUCAGAUAAGAGCUGUGUCAGGAGUGGAGGACGCAGUGGUACAGCUCACAGUACAACUGUCCACUAUUCACCAACAGGUGGAACUCAAGACUCGACGACUUGCUGUAGUACAACAAGAGAUACAAGCGACCGAAGCGGCGACCAGUCUACCAUCUUAUGAGGGGCUGUAUCCGACCAUCCCCACAGUGGAGUUAGCUGGGAUAUCUUUGGAGGAUGCUGAUUGGUUCCAAGAAGGGUUGCCACGAGAGAUUGCCAUGGAGAUACUGUCGUAUCAGCCAGAGGGUGGGUUCAUAGUUCGACGGAGCAGUAGCAACCCAGGAUCUUAUGCUCUCUCCCUGAAAGCCCCUCAGGGCAUCGUCCAUUACCUCAUCGAGAAUGUCCCUCCGUAUGGAUUUAAAAUUCAGGGCGGACAAACAGUGAUGCCGUCACUGGUUGAGCUAAUCCAGCACCUCACAGUCUACAAAGAGAGCCUCCCCUGUACACUGAGCCUGGACACAUCCAACCCAAACUUCCUACCCGGCAGGGGGGCGGGGCAAGACAGUGACAGCGAUCCUGAUGACAUUGACUUCGGACAACCCACUCAGUACCAUCUGCUGCAAUAGAAAACUAACAGCUAUGUAUAAUAAACAAAAAUGCAAUUUUCUUUUUUAAUUCAUCAUGUUUUUUAAUUAGCCAACUAUAUUAAAUGUUGUGUUAUUAUUAUUUUGACUUUCCUAUUGACAUAGUUAUCAAAGUGAA
Molecule: messenger RNA, 1670 nt
Organism: Halichondria panicea
Lineage: Eukaryota; Metazoa; Porifera; Demospongiae; Suberitida; Halichondriidae
Product: SH2 domain-containing protein 5-like
Exons: 9
Coding region: 137-1534 (465 amino acids)
Source: RefSeq, a predicted model, not a curated record